Akanthomyces muscarius is the source of this 1410-nucleotide messenger RNA. RefSeq lists its product as uncharacterized. The transcript is spliced from 2 exons. Bases 1 to 1410 code for a protein of 469 amino acids. Gene Ontology annotation, biological process: maturation of SSU-rRNA. The record is from RefSeq and is a predicted model, not a curated record. Gene Ontology annotation, cellular component: nucleus; 90S preribosome. NCBI's taxonomy places the organism in Eukaryota, Fungi, Ascomycota, Sordariomycetes, Hypocreales, Cordycipitaceae.
AUGGUCAAGCGGAAGAGGGGAGCCGACUCCUUGUCGAUUCGGCAUCUGGAAAAGUUCCAGGAAGACAUUUCUCGCGCGCUCAAGGAGGCCAAGGGUUUUGAACGACAGCGCAUGAGCAAGAGACAGCGGGACAUUGACAUAACCGCGGGAAAAAAAGAGAAACUCGAGAGAGAAAUCAACGUACUCAAGUCCUUGGACCUGCACCAGACUGCGCGCGCGCACCUUUACUCGUCACUACUAAGGAUCAAACCCAUUGCGAACCACGACGAUCUGCCCGAGCAGCUCAAGAAGGGCGUUGCGAAACCGGAAUUGGCCGAAGACGAGCGCGUGGUGCUGCACAAUGUCACGAGCGGCCUCUACAACCGCGACGGCGUGAAGAAGGCUGUUGACAAGGCCAUCACCUUCGUCUGCGAAGCCCUUGAUAUCCCCGUGCCUGAAAAGGGCAAAAAGGGCAAGCGUGAGCGAAAGGGCAAGACGCAAGAGACACAAGAACCCGUGCCAGCACCCGUAAAGACGGAAGAGGGCAGCGAGCAAGCGGACGCAGACGACACCGAUUUCGAAGGAUUCAGUGCCGAUGACGACGAAGAUGACGACGAGGCUACACUUAAGAUAGAAGAUCUGGACAGCGACAAAGAAGUCGAACGAGAAAACGACUUUGCAGCCAUGGACGGCUUGCUGGGCAGCUCCUCUGACGAGGACGAGGAUGAGGAGCGCACUCGCCUGUGGGAAAAAUACCGCGGGAAGGAAACUGCCAAUCUGGACGAUAUUUCCGUCUCCGGCGGCGACUCUGACGGCGGCGACCCAGAUGCUGAUGAUGAUGACGACGACGAAGACGACGAACCUUCAGCCAAAACUAAGAGCACGAAAAAGGUCACCUCCCGCGGCGUCUCCCUCUCGCCCUCGCCCUCACCCCCACCAAAACGAUCCAAAAAGGCCGCCGCCGGCAGGCCCACCGACUCGACGUUCCUGCCGUCGCUCAUGGGCGGCUACGUCUCCGGCUCCGAGUCCGCGUCGGACGUGGACGUCGCGCCGCCCAAGAAGCGCCGCGGCCAGCGCGCCCGCCGCGCCAUCUGGGAGCAAAAGUACGGCAGCAACGCCAAGCACAUCAAGGACGCGGCCAACAACAAGGGCCGCGGCCGCGACGACGGCUGGGACAUGAAGCGCGGCGCUGUGGACGCCAGCGACAGCAGGACGCCGUGGAAAAAGGGCGUCAAGAAUCCCUUCUCCUCGGCGUCAGCCGGCAGUGGUGCUGGCGCUGGAAGAUCGCAGCAGCAGGAGACGAGACGGCCGCCGCCGCCGACGAAGCGCGAUGACGAGGGGCCGCUGCAUCCUAGCUGGGAGGCAAGAAAAAAGGCCAAGGAGUCGCUAAAAGCCACGUCCUUUGCGGGAUCCAAAGUUGUUUUCGAUUAG